Penaeus vannamei (Pacific white shrimp) is the source of this 3642-nucleotide messenger RNA. NCBI's taxonomy places the organism in Eukaryota, Metazoa, Arthropoda, Malacostraca, Decapoda, Penaeidae. The record is from RefSeq and is a predicted model, not a curated record.
AUGUUUUGUCUCCGGGUUGUCAAAGCUCUUACAAUUUUGAUGUGUAAAGAAAAAUGUGUAUCAGUGACCAUCGACCUAUUAAAAACAGCCUAUGUGGGCCCGGGAGGACGGAGCCUGCAGAAGGAACUCGACAGAAGGACCCCAUCCUCAGGGGCCCGGGAGGACGGAGCCUGCAGAAGGAACUCGACAGGAGGGCGCCAUCCUCAGGGGCCCGGGAGGACGGAGCCUGCAGAAGGAACUCGACAGGAGGGCGUCCUCAGGGCCCGGAGGACGGAGCCCUCGACAGGAGGGCGCCCUCCUCAGGGCCGGGAGGACGGAGCCUGCAGAAGGAACUCGACGGGAGGGCGCCCUCUCAGGGCCGGAGGACGGGGCCUGCAGAAGGAACUCGACAGGAGGGCGCCAUCCUCAGGGGCCGGGAGGGACGGAGCCUGCAGAAGGAACUCGACGAAGGGCGCCAUCCUCAGGGCCCGGGAGGACGGAGCCUGCAGAAGGAACUCGACGGAAGGGCGCCAUCCUCAGGGCCCGGAGGACGGAGCCUGCCUCGACGGAAGGGCGCCAUCCCCAGGGGCCCGGGAGGACGGGGCCUGCAGAAGGAACUCGACAGGAGGGCGCCAUCCUCAGGGGCCCGGGAGGACGGGGCCUGCAGAAGGAACUCGACAGGAGGGCGCCAUCCUCAGGGGCCCGGGAGGACGGGGCCUGCAGAAGGAACUCGACAGGAGGGCGCCAUCCUCAGGGCCGGGGCCUGCAGAAGGAACUCGACAGGUGGAGAGAAGGAACUCGACAGAAGGGCGCCAUCCUCAGGGGCCCGGGAGGACGGAGCCUGCAGAAGGAGCUCGACAGAAGGGCGCCAUCCUCAGGGGCCCGGGAGGACGGAGCCUGCAGAAGGAACUCGACAGAAGGACCCCAUCCUCAGGGGCCCGGGAGGACGGAGCCUGCAGAAGGAACUCGACAGGAGGGCGCCCUCCUCAGGGGCCCGGGAGGACGGGGCCUGCAGAAGGAACUCGACAGGAGGGCGCCCUCCUCAGGGCCCCGCCUGCAGAAGGAACUCGACAGGAGGGCGCCCUCCUCAGGGGCCCGGGAGGACGGAGCCUGCAGAAGGAACUCGACGGGAGGGCGCCCUCCUCAGGGUCCCGGGAGGACGGAGCCUGCAGAAAGGAACUCGACGGAGGGCGCCAUCCUCAGGGCCCGGGAGGACGGAGCCUGCAGAAGGAACUCGACGGAAGGGCGCCAUCCUCAGGGGCCCGGGAGGACGAGCCUCAGAAGGAGCUCGACAGAAGGCGCCAUCCCAGGGCCCGGGAGCGGAGAGUCGACAGGAAGGGCGCCAUCCUCAGGGGCCCGGGAGGACCCUGCAGAAGGAGCUCGACAGAAGGGCGCCAUCCUCAGGGGCCGGGAGGACGGAGCCUGCAGAAGGAAUCGACGAAGGACCCCAUCCUCAGGGGCCCGGGAGGACGGAGCCUGCAGAAGGAACUCGACAGAAGGACCCCAUUGAGGGGCCCGGGAGGACGGAGCCUGCAGAAGGAACUCGACGGAAGGGCGCCCAUCCUCAGGGGCCCGGGAGGACGGAGCCUGCAGAAGGAACUCGAGGGAGGGCGCCAUCCUCAGGGGCCCGGGAGACGGAGCCUGCAGAAGGAACUCGACAGGAGGGCGCCCUCCUCAGGGCCCGGGAGGACGGAGCCUACAGAAGGAACUCGACAGGAGGGCGCCCUCCUCAGGGGCCCGGGAGACGGGGCCUGCAGAAGGAACUCGACAAGGCCAUCCUCAGGGCCCGGGGAGGACGGGGCCUGCAGAAGGAGCUCGACGGAAGGGCGCCAUCCUCAGGGGCCCGGGAGGACGGGGCCUGCAGAAGAACUCGACAGAGGGCGCCCUCCUCAGGGCCGGGAGGACGGAGCCUGCAGAAGGAACUCGACAGGAGGGCGCCAUCCUCAGGGGCCCGGGAGGACGGGGCCUGCAGAAGGAACUCGACAGGAGGGCGCCAUCCUCAGGGGCCCGGAGGACGGGGCCUGCAGAAGGAACUCGACAGGAGGCGCCAUCCUCAGGGCCGGAGGACGGGCAGAGAACUCGACAGGAGGGCGCCAUCCUCAGGGGCCCGGGAGGACGGGGCCUGCAGAAGGAACUCGACAGGAGGGCCCAUCCUCAGGGGGCCCGGAGGACGGGGCCUGCAGAAGGAACUCGACAGAGGGGCCAUCCUCAGGGGCCCGGGAGGACGGGGCCUGCAGAAGGAACUCGACAGGAGGCGCCAUCCUCAGGGGCCCGGAGGACGGCCUGCAGAAGGAACUCGACAGGGGGCGCCAUCCUCAGGGGCCGGGAGGACGGGGCCUGCAGAAGGAACUCGACAGGAGGGCGCCAUCCUCAGGGGCCCGGGAGGACGGGGCCUGCAGAAGGAACAGAAUGGGAGGACGGAGCCUGCGAAGGAACUCGACAGGGCCCCAUCCUCAGGGCCCGGGAGGACGGAGCCUGCAGAAGGAACUCGACAGGAGGGCGCCCUCCUCAGGGGCCGGGAGGACGGAGCCUGCAGAAGGAACUCGACAGGAGGGCCCUCCUCAGGGGCCGGGAGGACGGAGCUGCAGAAGGAACUCGACAGGAGGGCGCCAUCCUCAGGGGCCCGAGGACAGAAGGAACUCGACAGAGGGCGCCAUCCUCAGGGGCCCGGGAGGACGGAGCCUGCAGAAGGAACUCGACAGGAGGGCGCCCUCCUCAGGGCCCGGAGGACGGAGCCUGCAGAAGGAACUCGACAGGAGGGCGCCAUCCUCAGGGGCCGGGAGGACGGAGAAGGAACUCGACAGGAGGGCCCAUCCUCAGGGGCCCGGGAGGACGGGGCCUGCAGAAGGAACUCGACAGGAAGGGCGCAUCCUCAGGGGCCUCCGGGAGGAGGACGGGGCCUGCAGAAGGAACUCGACAGGAGGGCGCCCUCCUCAGGGGCCCGGGAGGACGGGGCCUGCAGAAGGAACUCGACAGGAGGGCGCCUCAGGGCCUGCAGGGGGAGGGCGCCAUCGGAGGACGGAGCCUGAGAAGGAACUCGACAGGAGGGCGCCCUCCUCAGGGGCCCGGGGAGGACGGAGCCUGCAGAAGGGAACUCGACAGGAGGGCGCCCUCCUCAGGGGCCCGGGAGGACGGGCCUGCAGAAGGAACUCGACAGGAGGGCGCCAUCCUCAGGGGCCCGGGAGGACGGGGCCUGCAGAAGGACGGAAGGGCGCCAUCCUCAGGGGCCCGGGAGGACAGGGCCUGAAGAAGGAACUCGACGGAAGGGCGCCAUCCUCAGGGGCCCGGGAGGACGGGGCCUGCAGAAGGAACUCGACAGGAGGGCGCCCUCCUCAGGGGCCCGGGAGGACGGGGCCUGCAGAAGGAGCUCGACAGGAGGGCGCAUCCCAGGGGCCCGGAGACAGGCCUGAAGAAGGAACUCGACGGAAGGGCGCCAUCCUCAGGGGCCCGGAGGGACGGGGCCUGCAGAAGGAACUCGACAGGGGGGCGCCCUCCUCAGGCCGGGAGGACGGGGCCUGCAGAAGGAGCUCGACAGGAGGGCGCCAUCCUCAGGGGCCCGGGAGGACGGAGCCUGAAGAAGGAACUCGACAGGAGGGCGCCAUCCCCAGGGGCCCGGGGUGUGCCAUGAGCGAGGGAGGGUCAGGAGGCGGGGACGUGACAUAG